AUGGCUUUAUUAUACCAAAUGGUACAUUUCACUUUAUUUGCCUCCGUUGCUGGUGAGUGUGUGACCACGCUGUUCCAAGAUGCCUGCUUUAAAGGAGGAGACAUCUCUGUGGCUUUCACGCCAAACGCCAAGCACUGCCAAAGCACCUGCACCCACCAUCCGAGGUGUUUGCUCUUCACUUUUAUGACGGAGUCAUCAUCCGAAGAUCCUACCAAGUGGUAUACUUGCAUCCUGAAAGACAGUGUUACAGGAACACUGCCAAUGGUGAAUAUGACAGGAGCAAUUUCUGGAUAUUCUUCCAAGCAAUGCUUGCACCAAAUAAGUGCUUGCAACAAAGAUGUGUAUGUGGACCUAAACAUGAAGGGGAUGAACUAUAACAGCUCUAUUACCCAGAGUGCUCAGGAAUGCCAACAGAGGUGUACAGACGACAUGCACUGUCAUUUUUUUACAUUCUCCACAAGUCUCUUUCCAAGCAUAAAGGAUCGUAACACUUGUCUGUUGAAGAACACCCAAACAGGGACACCAACCGGCAUAACGAAGCUCCGUGAAGUGGUAUCUGGAUUUUCUUUGAAGUCCUGUGGCCUUUCUAACCUGGCUUGCAUUAGGGACGUUUUCCCGAGAACGGCGUUUGUGGACAUCACCAUCGACACUGUCGUGGCCCCAGAUCCCUUUGUCUGUCGCAGCAUUUGUACUCACCAUCCCAGCUGUCUGUUUUUUACCUUCUUGUCUGAAGAAUGGCCAACAGCAUCUGAAAGAAAUCUGUGUCUCCUUAAAACAUCUUUAAGUGGAUUGCCAAGCGCACGCUUUAGAAAGAACAAAGCCUUUUCUGGUUUUAGUCUACAAAACUGCCGGCACAGUGUCCCAGUGUUCUGCCAUUCUUCAUUCUAUCGCCACACUGAGUUCUUGGGAGAAGAACUGGACAUCGUAGACACGGACGGGCAUGAAGCCUGCCAGAAAACAUGUACCAAUAGCAUCCGCUGCCAAUUCUUUACCUAUUUUCCAUCUCAAGAAUCGUGCAACGGAAGGAAGGGUAAAUGCUACUUAAAACUUUCUGCAAAUGGAUCUCCAACUAAAAUACUUCAUGGGACAGGAAGCAUCUCUGGAUACACAUUAAGGUUAUGUAAAAUGGAUAAUGUGUGUACAACCAAAAUCAAGACCAGAAUUGUUGGAGGAACCCAGUCUGUUCACGGAGAAUGGCCAUGGCAGAUAACUCUGCACAUGACAUCACCCACCCAGAGACACCUGUGCGGAGGCGCCAUCAUCGGAAACCAGUGGAUACUAACAGCUGCUCACUGUUUCAACGAGGUCGAGUCACCUAAUGUGUUGCGUGUCUAUAGCAGCAUUUUGAAUCAAUCAGAAAUAAAAGAGGAUACAUCUUUCUUUGGGGUUCAAGAAAUAAUAAUUCAUGAUCAAUAUGAAAAGGCAGAAAGUGGAUAUGAUAUUGCCUUGUUGAAACUAGAAACAGCAAUGAAUUACACAGAUUCUCAAUGGCCCAUAUGCCUACCUUCCAAAGGAGAUAGAAAUGUGAUGUAUACUGAAUGCUGGGUGACCGGAUGGGGAUACAGAAAAUUAAGAGACAAAAUACAGAAUACUCUCCAGAAAGCCAAGGUACCUUUGAUGACUAAUGAAGAAUGCCAGGAAGGUUACAGAAAGCACAGAAUAACCAACAAGAUGGUCUGUGCUGGCUACAGAGAAGGAGGGAAGGAUGCCUGUAAGGGGGAUUCGGGGGGGCCCCUGUCCUGUAAACACAACGAGGUGUGGCACCUGGUAGGCAUCACGAGUUGGGGUGAAGGCUGCGGCCAAAAGGAGCGGCCAGGUAUUUACACCAACGUGAUCGAGUACGUGGACUGGAUUCUGGAGAAAACGCAAGGCCCUUGA
Messenger RNA from Budorcas taxicolor (takin), 1878 nucleotides. It is a transcript of the gene F11, whose product is annotated as coagulation factor XI. Gene Ontology annotation, molecular function: serine-type endopeptidase activity; protein binding. The transcript is spliced from 14 exons. Lineage: Eukaryota; Metazoa; Chordata; Mammalia; Artiodactyla; Bovidae. The record is from RefSeq and is a predicted model, not a curated record. Bases 1 to 1878 code for a protein of 625 amino acids. Gene Ontology annotation, cellular component: extracellular region. Gene Ontology annotation, biological process: proteolysis.